GAUUUGUGGCUGGUUAUAUUCACCUAGAGCAGCUCCUUCUUCUGUCCUUCAGCCUCGAAGGGCCAUGGCUACCUUCUUUACAUCCCCCACCUUCCUCACCAACCCACUCACAAGGCCCCAGCUCUCGUGCUCGCAAGCGCCGCGCAAUCCACCUCCUCAAGCACAGCAACCCAUCCAAUCUCCGUCGCAGCCUUCUUCCCCACCCCCUCCUCCGCCAGCCGCCAAGCCUCAGCAGAAGCCAAAGCUCGCUGCUGAAUCCACCGAUUGGAUCGCCUCCUCCCUAACCAGAAGGUUCGGCCUCGGCGCCGGUCUCGCUUGGGCUGCCUUCCUCGCUGUCGGGGUCGUCUCCGAGCAGAUCAAGACUCGUUUCGAAGCCUCUCAACAGGAAGCAAACACCAAGGAUGUCGAGAAAGAGGAAGAGAUUGUUCUGCCAAACGGCAUCAGAUACUACGAGAUGAGAGUGGGAGGAGGGGCUGUGCCGAGGACGGGAGACUUGGUGGUGAUCGAUCUCCAAGGGAGAGUGGAAGGAAGCGGAGAGGUGUUCGUGGACACGUUUGAAAAGGGGAAGAGGCCACUCGCGCUGGUGAUGGGGUCGAGGCCUUACACCAAGGGGAUGUGCGAGGGGGUGGAGUACGCGCUGAGGACGAUGAGGGCCGGGGGGAAGAGGAGGGUGAUGGUGCCCCCCAGCUUGGGGUUUGGAGAUGAGGGUGCGGACUUGGGGCCGGGGGUCCGGAUACCUCCUGCUGCUGGGCUUGAAUAUGUCGUGCAGGUGGACAGGGUCUCCAUCGCACCUUCGUGAGCCGUGAAGCUCCCCAGACUGGUGUUCAUGCAUUCAGUUUUGGCACGCUAGGAUGUGUCAUGGGAGUUGUUGGAUUUCUUCUACGAAUGCUAUUUUGAUUUCUCUCCCUUAUUAUUAUUGCACAAAUUCAAUGCAUCUAAGAUUACAUCUUCGUCGUUAAUUUGCUUUGAUAUAUCAGAUCAUAUAGCUGAAAAGCUCGUCACCUUUGAGUAA
Phoenix dactylifera (date palm) is the source of this 1012-nucleotide messenger RNA. Its product is annotated as peptidyl-prolyl cis-trans isomerase FKBP17-2, chloroplastic. Gene Ontology annotation, cellular component: chloroplast. Lineage: Eukaryota; Viridiplantae; Streptophyta; Magnoliopsida; Arecales; Arecaceae. The record is from RefSeq and is a predicted model, not a curated record. Gene Ontology annotation, molecular function: peptidyl-prolyl cis-trans isomerase activity.